This is a messenger RNA of Galendromus occidentalis (western predatory mite), 1578 nucleotides long. RefSeq names its product transcriptional enhancer factor TEF-3. Gene Ontology annotation, biological process: regulation of transcription by RNA polymerase II; hippo signaling; embryonic organ development. Bases 1 to 1353 code for a protein of 450 amino acids. The record is from RefSeq and is a predicted model, not a curated record. Gene Ontology annotation, cellular component: transcription regulator complex. The transcript has a single exon. Lineage: Eukaryota; Metazoa; Arthropoda; Arachnida; Mesostigmata; Phytoseiidae. Gene Ontology annotation, molecular function: DNA-binding transcription factor activity, RNA polymerase II-specific; RNA polymerase II cis-regulatory region sequence-specific DNA binding.
AUGCCUCCGGACGACGACUUGUCCGAGGAUUCCAGCUCGCGCGACACUCGAACAGACGAGGCCGACGCUGAGGGUGUUUGGAGUGUAGACAUCGAAGAGGCUUUCAAAGAGGCUAUGGACAUCUAUCCUCCGUGCGGUCGUCGAAAAAUCAUCCUCAGUGACGAAGGCAAAAUGUACGGUCGCAAUGAGCUCAUAGCACGGUACAUCAAGCUACGCACCGGUAAGGCGCGAACGAGGAAGCAAGUGUCCAGUCACAUUCAGGUGCUCGCUCGUCGGAGAGCCCGUGACUUCCAGUCGAAAAUGAAAGCUUCCGGGGCGAACAACGCGCCCACCGACCCAACCACCAAUAUCAAAGCCGGGGUGAUGCCCUCGACGUCGGCUGGCGUUGGACUCGGUGGUGUCGGCAGUGUAGCGAGCGGUGUCUUGCCGUACCCAGGUCUGAUGGGCUAUGCGCCCGGUUUGUGGCCCACGGCGUCCUCGUUGGACAUCAAACCGUUCCAAUGUGGCACAGAUCCGACGGAACUCUUGAAACACGAACAGCAAACACCGUCUGCGAUCAUGUCCAGCAUGCGACCUCCUUCGCCCAUGAACUCCACUAGGAUCAGGAGCUCGAAAUUGAAACUUUGUAAAUUUUCGGCAUUCGUUGAACCGCGCCUGAGCAACAGCAACAACAAUAAUAACAACAACAAUAAUAACAACAACAAUAACAAUAAUAACAACAAUAACACAAACUCCAACGGAAGCGCCAACAGUACGAUUAGUGAGGACGAAACUAAGAGCCACCUGUUCGUUCAUUUAGGACCGUCCCCGCACGAUCUAGGUUCGCCCUUAGAAGCCAUUGAUAUCCGCCAAAUAUAUGACAAAUUCCCUGAUAAGAAAGGCGGUCUCAAAGAAUUAUUCGACCGCGGCCCGUCGGACGCCUUUUUCUUGGUCAAGUUCUGGGCCGACCUUAACACUGGCAGCAUAACGGAUGACCACGCCGAAUACGGAGUAACCAGUGUCUACGAAUCGCCUUUCAAUGAUACCAUUGUGUGUUCCACAAAAGUCUGCUCUUUCGGCAAGCAGGUGGUGGAAAAAGUCGAGACCGAAUACCCACAUCUCUGCACGGACUCGCACCAAUAUAUAUAUUGUGUAAAAUCGGCGAUGUGCGAGUACGUCAUCAAUUUCAUUCACAAACUCAAGCGGCUUCCAGAGAAGUACAUGAUGAACUCAGUGCUAGAAAAUUUCACAAUCUUGCAAGUCGUUUCCAAAAGAGACACUCAAGAAACCUUACUUUGUAUUGCAUACGUGUUUGAAGUGUCCUCGGCCGCGCAUGGAACUCAGCACCAUGUAUACCGUCUCGUCAAAGAGUAAUAAUAAUUUAAGGGUAAAAUCGUCGCCAGAUGAGAGGCUAGGAUUCCCUCACCCGCAUUCCAUCCAUACAUCACGACGAAUCAAUCAUGAAUUAAACAAUCAACAUUAAUCAUCCAUCCAUCCUUUCAUCCACCAUCCAUCCAUCCAUCCAUCCAUCCAUCCAUCCAUCCAUCCAUCCAUCCAUCCAUCCAUCCAUCCAUCCAUCCAUUCAUCCAUUCAUCCAUC